Molecule: messenger RNA, 1086 nt
Organism: Acanthamoeba castellanii str. Neff
Lineage: Eukaryota; Discosea; Longamoebia; Acanthamoebidae
Exons: 2
Coding region: 1-1086 (361 amino acids)
Source: RefSeq, a predicted model, not a curated record
AUGUCGUCCCACCACCACGAAAAGAAGGCCCUCAAGCACCAGGACAAGGCCCGCAAGCACCAACACAAGGACAAGCACCACUCACAUUCCAAGCAUUCCCAUCACGACAAGCACCACCUGGGCACCGUCCUCGGCGCCACCACCCUGGCCCGCGAGGGCGCGCCCGUCGUCCACACCGCCGCCGUGCCCGUCGUGCCCGUCGUCCACACCGCCGCCGUGCCCGUCGUGCCGAUGCAGGGCCUGUCGCUGGCCGACCGCGUGGUGCACGAGCCCGAGCAGGUCAUCCGCCACGCGCCGUUGAUCGAGAAGGAGAUCGUCAACGAGCGCACGCUCGAGGUCAAGCGCGAGCACCACAUCCAGCCCAUCGUGCACGAGACCGAGCACCGCAUCCAGCCCAUCAUCAAAACAGAGGCCACCACCGAGCAGCCCGUCAUCGUGCAGGACCGCAACGUCAUGCUCGCGCCCGUGGUCGAGCGCGCCGCGCUGCCAGCCGGCCUCGAGGCUGUCGAGCGCGUGGCGCCGGAGGGAAUCAUCCACGCGCCCAAGGUGGAGACGCUGGUGGUCAACGAGCGGCCGGUCGAGAUCAACCACGAGCACCACAUCCAGCCGGUGAUCCACGAGCGGGUGCACCACAUCCAGCCGGUGAUCAAGACGGAGGUGACGACCGAGCAGCGGGUGAUCAACCAGGAGCACACCGUCAUGCUCCCGCCCAUCAUCGAACCCACCGCCACCGUCGCGGCCCAGGCUGGCGGGCUUCACUACGCGAAGCCGCUGACUCAAAUUCCAGUCGUCGGCCGCGCCCUGGCAACGGAGGAGCGACUGAUGGGCCACGGCCACCGCGGGACCACGCCGGCGAUGAGGGACGUGCCGCUGGCGGCGCGGGAGGGCGCGCUGGGCACGACGGCGGCGACGACGGUGCCGCACAAGCCGACGAUGGGCCAGAGGCUGAAGGGCGCCGUGAAGCAGCUGCAGGGCUCGAUCACGGGCAACGAGCUCAAGAAGGAGGAGGGCAAGCUCAUCUCCGAGGGCGUCGACCCCGCCACGGCCAGGGCCGCCACCACCUCCACCACCGCCCCCAUCCUCUAG